CUAUUCAGCCUUGCGCCCAUCCUCGACUAAUUGCUUCAAGACCCAGGCAAAUAUACGUCAGGGCUCAACAAACCUCACAACUGUAUUCAGCAUCUGUGCAGCUGCAUUCCUUUAGCAAGAUCGUGAGAAGGAUCCACGAUUGCAGAUACACCGCCUGAUUGAAGUCGCUGCUGUGUAAUCGCCGCCAAGAUCGUCGUGAAGUUGAGUAAUCGAACUGUAUCGGCUCCCGUUGCCGAGCGUCCAAAUGGUGUUUGGCCAGUUCAAGAACCUUAUUCGACACGGCAAAGCAGCCAAAGAAGAAGCUACUGCCUCAUCGCCUCAAGGCUCUACCAAUCACAGUAACGGAUCAAAGAUGCGUCAAGUCCCAGACUCUCACUACCAAGCGCUGGAUACGUUGGAGCCGAUGGCUGGACAGUCCACUGUCUCUCCAACGCCGGCCACUGCCAAAGGCACCAUGGCUGCUCCUGUCACCGCCACCGCCCAGCAAGGCGGCCAAAAGUCGACGCAGCACCCGCAAAAUGGUGGCGCACAAGCGCAUUUGGACGAAGCUCGAGCUCGAGUCGCCGGCAGUGUUCACAGCCACAGUCAGCGCGCAAACUCGUAUCAAGAGGAUAAUGUGGCGCAGUACAAUCCUCAAUCAGAAAAGAUCGUGCAAGAAGAGAGGGCUGCUUCGGAGAAACUGCCGUCGUACGAGGGCUUGUCUGACCGGUUCACUUUGAUCAAGAAGAUGGGAGAUGGUGCCUUUUCCAACGUAUACAUGGCCAGGGAUCAAAAGACGGGACAGAAAGUGGCAAUCAAGGUCGUUCGAAAGUAUGAGCUCAACUCUAACCAGGAUCGUCUCGAUCCACAAUUCCGCAAAAAGAAUCGCGUCACAGAGGUUCGUAGCCAGUGUUUUCCAUUUCCUCGGUCGGGUGGUCGAGCUUGCAAGGGAAUGCUGUCGGCCACAGGUCGCAGGCUACUCGCUCGCGAGACGUCGUGCGGGUCGUCGCUGGAUGAUCUGUACGAGUCUUCACCACGAAGGGCUUGGCACUGCUCUGCUUCAGAGUGAUCCGUGUCAUCGUACCUCAGCAAGCCGACGCGAUUCUGACGCUUUCCCCUCCUGUCUCCACUUGCUCACUUUCCGACGUAAUUCGCCACGGUGCUACGAUGUUGCGUGCGGUCC
Molecule: messenger RNA, 1162 nt
Organism: Ceraceosorus guamensis
Lineage: Eukaryota; Fungi; Basidiomycota; Exobasidiomycetes; Ceraceosorales; Ceraceosoraceae
Exons: 4
Coding region: 245-1048 (267 amino acids)
Biological process (GO): regulation of cytokinesis; protein phosphorylation; mitotic spindle organization
Cellular component (GO): chromosome passenger complex; spindle midzone; spindle microtubule
Molecular function (GO): ATP binding; protein kinase activity
Source: RefSeq, a predicted model, not a curated record